AUGCCUGAUUUUCCAAGACGCAGUUCUAAUGAUGAUUUCCAGUCUCUGGUUCAAAAGGAGGUAGCCGAUUCCAUGGCUUCGGGUUCGAGUCAGAUAUAUUCGCAUUCGGAAGUCGGCCAAGCGCGGUCAUUGCACGCGUGCUGAACAAGAAUGCCGUAUAAUGACAGACUAGAAACAAUAGACAACUCCCAAAGCACAAACUCAGCCAAAACGCUAAAAAUCUUCAAUGUUUACUCAAGUUUGGGCUUAUAGAAGAUAAUGUCACAGUUUUUCAAUGACCAUGAAAUUCGGAGUCCGGGUAGUUAGUUAAUCAACUGUGGCCCUAAAAAAAUUUGAAGGAAAAAAAACUACGAAUUUUUAAGAAAAUGCUUUUUUCGUGAGAAGGACUCUUAAACGCUGACAAACGUCAACAAAUAGCGAAAACUAUAAUUUCUAUAUGUUUACUUCGCUCGAAAUCGCGCGCAUUUACAAGGCCCUAAAGCGUUUUGCUGACUUGCAAGGACCCAUCUGUUAUAACGAUGCCCAAAAUAAAGAGAUGAAUCUCAUAGUUUAUUAGAUAUAAUCCGUAUAAAGUUUGCUUAUCAUUUUCGCAUAAAUUAUGACCUAAAUUUGGAAACCGCUGAAUUUCUCGAAUUGGGUCUUUGCGAUUUUGGUGAAACUCUGUUCAGCGCAAGGCACUAAUGCGCACUAUGUGUAGCCGAGAGAUUUUCACGAAAAAAUGCCGGCAACAGCAGAUUUUCGACUCAGACCUCAAAUGGGCGUGGCAUUAUAACCACGUGACAUUUACUCCGAUCGCCAAAAAUUUUAUGUUAUAUUGUAGAUUGAUCUAUAUGUUAUCGAUUCUAUGUGUUAGACUUACGAUAAAAGUAAAGGUGGGGAUACCAGAGAGCUUCAAAGUAGGAUGGUACCCCCCCAAAAAAACUGGGUCGAGUUACCUUAAACGUGCUAGGCGCGAUCGUUACGUUUUUAAAAGUAAAGGCAAUGAGAAGCAGUUCGAGCACGCUGAAUCGGUUUUGGAAAAGGUCGAAGGUGCGACGGAUGCCCUAAGCGUCAACGCCAUUUCCAAGGCAAAGAUCACAGCCAUCGAAGAAGGUAUUGCAUUAGUCUCUAAAAGAAUGAAGCUUAUAAAGAUCGCAGAUAAAAGUCAAUACAGUUGGGCGACUGUGCAGGAUGUCUUUCGGACGGGUUGGCUUCUGACUCGAUGA
This is a messenger RNA of Porites lobata, 1205 nucleotides long. The record is from the annotation of a GenBank genome assembly. NCBI's taxonomy places the organism in Eukaryota, Metazoa, Cnidaria, Anthozoa, Scleractinia, Poritidae.